Messenger RNA from Aspergillus versicolor CBS 583.65, 2533 nucleotides. RefSeq lists its product as uncharacterized. NCBI's taxonomy places the organism in Eukaryota, Fungi, Ascomycota, Eurotiomycetes, Eurotiales, Aspergillaceae. The transcript has 2 exons. The coding region runs from base 287 to 2068 and encodes 593 amino acids. Gene Ontology annotation, biological process: endoplasmic reticulum unfolded protein response. The record is from RefSeq and is a predicted model, not a curated record.
CGGCCUCAUCUCCGCCUCAACAACCUCCUCAUCAGCGUCUACUCUUCAUUAGUAUUAUUUAUCUCUCAUUAUUUGACUCUAAAACCCACCUAUAUUUGUGCUCUUAGUAUUUCGGAGUUUCGCUCGAUUAGCAGUUCGUGAGGGACCGCGCUGCAUCUUAGAGGCCACCGUUAUCAUAGAGCUCCCCAGUCCCGCACCAGAGCUUCGACACAUUUGCUCCACAUAGUUGGCCUUUUUGCGACUUCCCAGCUUUUUGUCUCCUGCCAACGCAUUUUGAGCUUGACGGAUGUCUCUGAUGGAUACAGGGGCCGGAACCAGUGUCAAGGGUCUCACCCUCCAUGUAUUGUGUCCGUCUUUGCCAUCGCCGAACCGUUUCACCUUCAGAGGCCUGCCUCUCUCCAUCACGGUUGCCGACCUUAAAGUUCGCCUUUCAGAAUCGAUCCCUUCCCAACCAGCGCCAAAAAGCCAGAAGCUAUUAUAUCUCGGAAAGAUACUUGCAGAUGACAGCGUAACCUUGCAGUCGCUGUUCGGAUCACUGGAUAGUGACGAGGUCUCAGUGCACCUUAUACUUCCUCCUUCUCCCCCGCAGCCCGCAGACCCAACCAAACCUACUACGAGUACCUCAGACCCUUAUCAUGCCAUCACUCAUAGACACAACCAAUCGCACAACCAUGGGUUACAUGCUCAGCAAAUAAGGUACAGAGCGCCUAAUCCUUUGAGGCGGGAUGAAAUUGCUCAGUCCUUGCACGAAAAUGCCCGCCGUCGCCUCGCCGAAAUACGACCACGAACGCUUCCUCAAUCUCAAUGGCCAAGGCCGCCGCAUUGGGCGUCGCGGCAGCAGGAUCCCCAUCUGCCGCCUUAUAUACCAGGACCAUCAGUUCCAGCUACCCAAACUACUGCGCCAUUCUCUUCCUUGCCAAGCCUGUCGGUCAUGGACUUAGGGGAGGGCCUGCAACUUCCUGAAGAGGCUCAACCACGUCUAAGGCUGCUGAGACAGUACAUCGGCUUAGCUGAAGAACAACUAAACUGCGGAAUUGUGCCCACAAUAGACCAUGUGAUUCAAUUACGAACACAUCUUUUCAAGCUGCUCGAUGAUCAACUCCAACGGCCGCCGUCUGAACGCGGCGAAUAUAUUGAGCCAUUAAUCACCCGCGUUUUUGACAUUUCUACCCGCGCGGAUGAGCUUCGCCAGCCUCGUUUCCUGCCUACUCAAAAUGGCCCCUCACAUGAUUCGAUGGGCCAGCUGUACCUAGUCUCUUCACCUAGUGGUUACCAGGCUCUAUGUGCGUCUUCACUAACUGCCCCGGGCGCCGUUCGGACAAUUGGUACAGCGCAAACACUCGGAACGGAAUCUUCCACCAAUGGCCAGCAACCCAAUGCACAGCCAAACGCAGACGCUGCGGUUAUGGAAAAUGUCGUUCGUCACGCUGUCUUGAACCAAAGACCUGCAGCCGACGGACAGUUUGGCUUGGGGCGCAAUUUGAGACGGCUGUGGCUUUUUAUGCGACUUUACUUUUUCUGCCAUAUGUUCAGCCAACCUGGUUCUCAAACGCGACUACUCUAUGUGACCCUCGCUGUAAUAGCUGCAAUUCUUUCAGAAACUAGCGUCCCAAGGCGGCUAUACGAGAUGAUUUUUGCUCCUGUCCAGCGACAUCUCGAAGGGCUGGUGCACUUUGCACCAGAGCCAGCGCCGCAGGGUGCAGAAGCAACAACCAACCAAGGAGUCAGAGUGCAGACUGAUCGCGAGGCAAGUUGGGCCGCUGGGGCAUACCGUAAUUUACGAAGGGUGGAGCGGUCGGCGGCCCUUUUUAUUGCCAGUCUAGUACCUGGUGUGGGAGAGAGGCACAUUGAGGUACGCAACGCGGCGGAGGCUGCGCGGAAUGCUGAAAUAGCACGACAGGAGGAAGAGCGACGUCAGCAAGAAGAAGUGGUAGUUGCAGAGAACCCAGGGGAGCACCCACUCGGGGUAGACGACGGAGCCGGUAAUUCUGAACGAGAUUCUCACACCAACACAGGGGCCGAAGCUCCGAACGUGCCCCAGACUGCGAUACCCCAAGAAGCACACUAGGUACAACUUAGGUACUAGUUGUGUUUCUGCUUGCACCUUUUAUACUUGGCGUUACUGUUUGGAAUUAGCGUAGAUAUCGUUAUUGGGUUCGAAAUAUGGAGUGUGUUAAAUAGCGUCAUGCCUUUCUUCAACCAACAGGCAACCGUAUAGAUAGCGUAUCUAGUCUAUAAGAUUUGGGUAUAUGCAAGUCUGCGUAGCUUCUAUAACUUUGUUCCUAGCCUCAGCUCACCAUCUACUGGAACUGUCGGCUCUGUCAUAGGCCCCGUAUCAAACGACUCCUCCCCAUUGAAAUGCCACCCUCUCUCCGCACCACCGCUCAGAAAGCUGCAAUCCCCAUUCACCACACAGUCCCACCCACCCCCGACUCCCCUCCCACCUUCCCAUUCCGGCACAAUUGUGACAUCUGGGUUCUCAAUCCUCGUCCCAUCUGCCAGGAGACCCUUCCCCGGUUCUGACGCAGCAGGC